Messenger RNA from Rubroshorea leprosula, 1147 nucleotides. NCBI's taxonomy places the organism in Eukaryota, Viridiplantae, Streptophyta, Magnoliopsida, Malvales, Dipterocarpaceae. The record is from the annotation of a GenBank genome assembly.
GAAUCAGAAAGUAUUUGUCAUGUUUUUUGCUUGGAAACAGGUAACUGCCAUGUCACGGUGGUUGCGAGCUCGAACAAGGCCUGCCAAGGUAGGGAAGGGUCUGUCCAAGGGUGAGACGGCUCUUCAACAUUGGCUAGAAGCUAGCGCUCCACGCUAUCGUUAUGGAUACAAUUUGCACUUCUAUUAUGAUAUUUGGUCUGAAAGCAGGAGUACUCAACCUUUUUUCUACUGGUUGGAUGUUGGUGAUGGUAAAGAAUUAAAUCUAGAGCAGUGCCCCAGGAUCAAUCUGCAACGUCAAUGUAUUAUAUAUCUUGGACCAAAAGAGAGGGAGGCAUAUGAAAUGAUUGUGGAAAGUGGAAGACUUGUUUACAAGCAAACUGGAAAUCCUCUCAACACUGUUGAGGGAUCUAAGUGGAUUUUUGUGCUGAGCACAUCUAGAGCCUUGUAUGUGGGGCAGAAGAAGAAAGGUGUUUUUCAUCACUCAAGCUUCUUAGCUGGUGGUGCUACGAUAGCUGCUGGAAGACUGGUAGCUCAUCAAGGGGUCCUUGAGGCAAUUUGGCCCGACUGUGUUCAAUAUCCUCCAACCGAAGACAACUUCAAGGAAUUCAUUACUUUCCUUGAGGUUUGCAAUGUGGACUUGAGCAAUGUUAAGAGAUUUUCAAUAUAUGAUGAUGAAGGCUCACUCAAAGUGACAGUGGAUGGAUCCAAGCAAGAGGAGACCAAAAAUAUGUCCACGAUAGCAACAUCAACAAGCAAAAAGGAGGUGGAUGCUAAUGUUUCCAUUCAUGAUGAAUGCAUUGGACCAGAUCAUGAGCAAAGUAGCAUAGCUGGCAAUGCAAUCAAUGCUGAACCACCAGCAUUCAACGUGGGAAAGCUUUUGUCAUUGAAGUGGACUAGUGGAGUUGGUCCCCGUAUUGGGUGUGUUAGAGACUACCCGGCUGACCUGCAAUCUCGGGCACUUGAACAAGUCAAUCUAUCUCCAAGGUCCUCCCCUGCCAACUUUGGGUGUGUUAGAGACUACCCGUAUUGGAUAUUGUCUAACUAUUUUACUUGUUUCAUAAAAUAAUAUUUUGCAAUGAAAUUAAUUGUUGUGGUAACCAAUAUUUCACAGUGAGUAAUUGUUGGGAAAUAAAUGUUUAAGCAACAA